UAUUCCAAAGAGCGUAAACAUGGCCUCGCGGUAUAAUCACGCUACUCAGCGAGUUUUAGCAAAAUUAGAAGCAUCCAUAAAUUCGGAAAAUUAUUAUGAAGCUCAUCAAAUGUAUAGAACUUUAUACUUCAGAUAUCUUGGGCAGAAAAAGUAUUCGGAACUUUUGGAUUUACUAUACAAUGGUUCAACUGUUUUAUUACAGCAUGAACAACAUGCAAGUGGAGCUGAUGUAGGAAUUUUAUUUGUAAAUGUUUUAACGCAAUCAGGAACAGAACCUUCUCAAGAUUAUUUUGAAAAAAUUACAAACUUGUUCAGUAUAAUGAGUUCCUUAUCACCUGAAAGAGAUGUAUUUGUACAAUAUGCUCUUCGAUGGAGUAUAAAAGGUACAGAAUAUAAAAUAGGUCACCCAGAUUUACAUCAGAAGAUAGCACAAGUAUUUUGGAGAGAAAAAAAUUAUGUAAUGGCAAGGCAACAUUUCAUAUAUAGUAGAGAUGGUUCUGGAUGUGCUGCAAUGCUUGUUGAACUUCAUGAACAACGUGGUUAUAAGAAUGAAACAGAUCUUUUUAUAGCACAGGCAGUUUUGCAAUACCUCUGUUUACAAAAUAAAACAACUGCACAGGAAGUUUUCAAUUCUUAUACUUCACAACAUCCAAAAAUAAACAGUGGUCCACCAUAUCUUCUUCCUUUACUGAAUUUUCUAUUUUUUUUACUAAAAACAGUUGAUAGUGGUAAACUCGCUGUGUUUACAGUACUUUGUGAACAAUAUCAAAUAUCUUUAAAUAGAGAUCCAUGUUAUCGACAGUACUUAGAUAAAAUAGGGCAAUUAUUUUUUAAUGUUCCAUCUCCGCGGCCUCGUAAUCAAGGAUUAGUUGGUACACUUUUACAAUCUUUUUUUAAUGGUCUUGAAGAUGAAGGUUCAGAUGAUGAACAAAGAAAUACAGCUUCAACUUCGCAAACAGCACAAGAACUUGACUGAUUAAAAGUUACAUGAACAUGAACUUUUACAUAUAUACAUAUAUAUGUACGUGUAUGUGUGU
This is a messenger RNA of Eufriesea mexicana, 1037 nucleotides long. Its product is annotated as Golgi to ER traffic protein 4 homolog. NCBI's taxonomy places the organism in Eukaryota, Metazoa, Arthropoda, Insecta, Hymenoptera, Apidae. The record is from RefSeq and is a predicted model, not a curated record. The transcript is spliced from 6 exons. Gene Ontology annotation, molecular function: protein binding. Gene Ontology annotation, biological process: protein insertion into ER membrane. The coding region runs from base 20 to 976 and encodes 318 amino acids. Gene Ontology annotation, cellular component: BAT3 complex; cytosol.